Molecule: messenger RNA, 969 nt
Organism: Argentina anserina (silverweed cinquefoil)
Lineage: Eukaryota; Viridiplantae; Streptophyta; Magnoliopsida; Rosales; Rosaceae
Exons: 10
Coding region: 101-709 (202 amino acids)
Biological process (GO): mRNA splicing, via spliceosome
Cellular component (GO): spliceosomal complex; U4/U6 x U5 tri-snRNP complex
Molecular function (GO): zinc ion binding; nucleic acid binding
Source: RefSeq, a predicted model, not a curated record
AUCGAAAUUCCUAUUUCUGCAAAACUAGCCCUAAACCUCUAAAAUCUCUGAGAUAUUGAUCCACAUCCAGCUGAGCUCUCGAAGCUCGAAUCACGUAUCCAUGGCCAGCACUGGUGGUGCUGCUGGAGUGGAUAACACUCACAGAAGGAAAUUCGACCUUGAAGAGUACGCAGAGAAAGCCCGCGAGCGUGAACGAAAGGAAGAGGAGGUAGCUCGUAAGUCGAAAUCGAAAGGUCCUCCGGUGCAGAGGAAGCCAUUGAAGCACAGGGAUUAUGAAGUGGACCUUGAAUCUCGCUUGGGGAAAACACAGGUUGUUACUCCAAUAGCACCUUUAAGCCAGCAGGGUGGAUACUUUUGUCCAGUUUGUGAGUGCGUUGUCAAAGAUUCUGCAAAUUACUUGGAUCAUAUCAAUGGCAAAAAACAUCAAAGAGCUUUGGGCAUGUCUAUGCGGGUAGAGCGUGCAUCUCUUGAACAGGUUCAGAGUCGAUUUGAAAAGCUGAAGAAGCGUAAAACUGAUCUGCCCUUCACUGAGCAAGAUCUUGAUGAGCGGAUCUUGAAGCAGCAGCAAGAGGAAGAAGAAAGGAAGCGACAGCGUCGAGAAAAGAAGAAAGAGAAGAAGAAAGAGAAGGUAGGUGAGGAGGAAAUUGAUAUCGACCCUGACGUUGCAGCAAUGAUGGGAUUUGGUGGAUUUGGUUCAUCCAAGAAAUAAUCUCUGCCAAUUCAAUCUUCAUCUCUACUGACGUUAUUUUCUUCAUCAGUCAAUUUUACGGAUUGAGGUUUUGUAACUUGUACAAAAUGUAACUUUAUGAACUUCAACGUCUUGCAUACUUCACUGCUAGUGGUUUUAUGGAAAUAUGAAUUGGAUCUGGUCCUCAUUCAUUUCUUUUUACUAAAAUCAAUGAUGGAUUGGAAUUUAGAACUAUGGUGUUAUAUUUGUUUCAUCGCAAAUUGAAUACUACAAUAAUUCCC